Molecule: messenger RNA, 1065 nt
Organism: Adineta ricciae
Lineage: Eukaryota; Metazoa; Rotifera; Eurotatoria; Adinetida; Adinetidae
Source: the annotation of a GenBank genome assembly
AUGGCGUCUGUUAUUACCAAAAAACCAUGUCUAAAAUGCGAUAAAGGUGCCGGUGUUACAACAUGUGAUGGUUGUCAACAAACAUUUUGCAUCAAACAUAUCAUUGAACAUCGACAAGAACUGACCGGUCAGCUGGAUAACGUUGGACACGAACAUGAUCUAUUUCGACAGGAUUUAAUGCACGAAACCUCGGUACAUCCACUGUUAGUUCGCAUUGAUGAGUGGGAACGAGAAUCAAUUACGAAAAUUCAAGUCAUAGCAGAAACUGCCCGGGCUGAUCUUCGUUUGUUGCUUGAACAGAACAAAACUCAACUGAAAGAAUCGAUGGACAAGGUAACGAAGGAAAUGCAAGCAGGCCGAGAAUUGGACGACUUUACCGAAAUCGAUUUACUUCGGUGGACGGAAGAAUUAAAACAUCUUCGUGAGUUACUUGCUGCAGAGUUACAUGUUCGACUCAUUGAGGACCCAUCAAAAUCUACUUCUGUGCCUAUGAUCAAGAUAUCCGAAGAACAAGGAUUAAAUUCUUCUAUUCUCCGUCGACAUGACAUUGCCGAUUAUAAUCGAGAAGGAAUUGCUCGUGUGAACGAACUGUUUCGAAAUUUUGCAGGAAAAUUAGUAUUAUCAGAAGGUGGAUAUGUUGCAACAUGUAUUGGUUCCUAUUGGGAUGGAUCAACUGUCUAUGGUACUCGCUUAUACUCAUCCGGUCAGCAUGAAAUCCGUUUUCGAAUCGACCAUAAAGGAAGCAAUGAUCUUUUCUUUGGUAUCAAGACUACGUCUGAUGAUUUACCAGUACGAACAUGGACUGGAACCUGUAGUUACGGUUGGUGGGAAGUUGAUCAAGCAAUCGAGAGUGUCAAUGGCCACCGUGUACAUACUGAUCGUGGAGUUCGAACCGGUGAUGAAAUAACUUUAGUUUUAGAUUGCGAGAAUCGAAUGAUUCAAUUCGAACACCAUCGAGUUAAUACAGUUGCUCAUAUGCUUGUUGAUCUUCGAAAAUGUCCUUUCCCGUGGCAAAUAUUAGUCACCCUACGAUCAAAUGGUGAUUGUGUACGUAUAAUCCAAUAG